CCGGCAGCGACCCGUCAGCUCGUCGGCGAUUGGUUGAUUUCUACUUCCUGUUGCGUGACGUUACCGCCCGGCUCCUGGGUUUGCACGUGUGGUGAGGCCUAAAAACUUGUCCGUGAGCAGCGUUUUGGUCUCCCCUCCGACUUCCAGGGGGUAAUCGCGGUUUUUUUGAGGGCGAGAGCCGCGCGGCUGCAGCAUGCCUCACAGGAAGAAAAAACCGUUUAUAGAGAAGAAGAAAGCUGUGUCUUUUCACUUGGUCCACCGGAGCCAACGAGAUCCUUUAGCAGCAGAUGAGACUGCACCCCAGCGGGUUCUGUUGCCCACACAGAAAAUAAACGAUGAAGAAAGGCGAGCAGAACAGAGGAAGUAUGGAGUAUUCUUUGACGAUGACUAUGACUACCUACAGCACCUGAAGGAACCAUCUGGGCCUUCUGAGCUUAUUCCCUCAAGUACCUUCAGUGCACACAGCAAGAGGGAUGAGAAAGAAGAGACUUUAGUAAUUCCAAGCACUGGAAUUAAGUUGCCUUCAUCAGUGUUUGCAUCAGAGUUUGAGGAAGAUGUUGGAUUAUUAAAUAAAGCAGCUCCAGUUUCAGGACCUCGACUGGAUUUUGAUCCUGACAUUGUUGCAGCUCUUGAUGAUGAUUUUGAUUUUGACAAUCCAGAUAAUCUGCUUGAGGAUGACUUUAUUCUUCAGGCCAAUAAGCCUACAAGAGAGGAAGAGGGAAUGGAUAUACAGAAAUCUGAGGAUGAGGAUGAGUGGGAAGAUGUGGAUGAUGAGAGGGGAAGAGGCAGUGAUGCUGAUGACUGUGACUCUGUGGGCCCAUUAUCAGACGACAAUGGUAUGUUUGCCCCUGGAAAACCUCACGGAGCUGUAGAAAAUCACUUUUUCUGGGAUGAAGAAACGAAAAGUCGCUUCACAGAGUAUUCUAUGACUUCCUCAGUCAUGAGGAGAAAUGAACAGCUGACUCUUCAUGAUGAGAGGUUUGAGAAGUUUUAUGAGCAAUAUGAUGAUGAUGAAAUUGGAGCUCUGGAUAAUGCUGAAUUGGAAGGUUCCAUUCAAGUAGACAGCAAUCGCUUACAGGAAGUUUUGAGUGACUACUAUAAAGAGAUGGCAGAGAAUUGUGUAAAGUUGAAUACUCUUGAACCUUUUGAGGAUCAAGACCUGCCAAUGAAUGAGCUCAAUGAGUCUGAGGAAGAAGAGAUUGUUACUGUAGUUCUUGAAGAAGCCAAAGAAAAGUGGGAUUGUGAAUCCAUUUGUAGUACCUACUCAAAUUUAUACAACCAUCCACAGCUUAUCAAGUAUCAACCAAAGCCCAAACAAAUCCGAAUAUCUUCUAAAACAGGAAUACCUCUCAAUGUCUUACCCAAAAAAGGACUCACAGCAAAGCAAGCUGAACGAAUGCAGAUGAUUAAUGGCAGUGAUCUGCCUAAGGCAUCAACCCAACCACGUUCUAAAAAUGAAAGCAAAGAAGACAAAAGAGCAAGAAAGCAAGCUAUAAAAGAAGAGCGCAAGGAACGAAGAGUGGAGAGGAAAGCUAAUAAACUGGCAUUUAAACUGGAGAAAAGAAGGCAGGAAAAGGAGCUACUGAACUUGAAGAAGAACGUUGAGGGUCUGAAGCUAUAGAUGGUGGGACGUUUAGGAUAAGGCACAUUUCCUAGUAAGAGCUCUUCAUUAUGUUCGGUAAUCAACUAAGAUGUUCAGAAAGACAAAACUGUAUGCUCUGCCAUUUUUACUGGCAGAUAUUGAAGAGAAAAAUACAAUAUUGUAUUAUUUUUAUACCAGCAAGUUUCCCCUGCCACCUGUGUUGUAAAUAUUGUAAUAUUUUUAAGUUUAAUAUUAUAAGCUUAGAUUUGCUCUGAAAUAAUUGACUUCAUGAAUGUGAAAUGUUAGGAUAAAUUAAAGGAAAAUAUCUUCAUAACUUGAA
This is a messenger RNA of Microcebus murinus (gray mouse lemur), 1922 nucleotides long. It is a transcript of the gene LTV1, whose product is annotated as LTV1 ribosome biogenesis factor. The record is from RefSeq and is a predicted model, not a curated record. NCBI's taxonomy places the organism in Eukaryota, Metazoa, Chordata, Mammalia, Primates, Cheirogaleidae. Gene Ontology annotation, biological process: ribosomal small subunit biogenesis; ribosomal small subunit export from nucleus. Gene Ontology annotation, cellular component: preribosome, small subunit precursor; nucleus; cytosol.